AUGUCUCAGUCUAAUGUCCCAUGGACGAACGCUGCUAUUGAUCCCUGCCUCCCCUCUAUCGAACAAGAGACGUACUCUCAAGAGCAGCUUGAGGAAGCUUUCGCGCAAGCUACCUCCCCAGAGCCUGUCUUCACUCCAGUGUUCAGCGACGAUCUCGAUAAUUUCGACUUCUCCAUCGACAAUACCACACACUCCCAUGCCACAUCAGCAGAUCCAUCUGCCAGCUCAACACCAGACUUCUCCAGCUACACCUUCAACCAGACGCCCUCCGCCUACCCAACCGUCCCAAACACCCCUCAACCCUACCCCAUCAUCCAUCAGGGGACCCAACCCACCUUCCACCACCGCCCCCUCCCCUUCCGCGCACAAACAAACUCGCCCCUCGCCCUCCCCUCCCACUCCCGGCAAGGCUACGACCGCCGCCGCUCCCUCAGCCACGGCGACAUCGACCGCAUCACCGCUCCACCCCACCCAACAUUCAUCCGCCUGCAAGGCGCCCAAGCCCCACGCAUAGUCUCCUACGCCUCCGGCGACAACACACGACCAGACGCGUACAUACGCCAUGGCAGGAGCGCCAGCCAGGGCCCCAGCCACCACGGGCGCCCCCUGAAAAACGCCAUUCCUUACUCCCUACCGGGAAGUCCGCUCGUCGGCGCAACGCAUAUCGGCACGCCGCUCGAGCAGAUGCAUGAGGGAUAUGGGAGUCGGAAGAGAGUCCGGCCGGUGUGGAAUGGCACGAAUCCUACCCAUGACGUGCCGUAUCUCACGCGCGUGACUGAUCCAGCGAGAUUGCGGCGCAGCAGACAUAUCAUCGAGGUUGGAGCGAUGGCGGUGCGGAAAUAUGCGGGUGGUGAUGCGAAGCUGGAGCGGUGGACGGCGCUUGAGCGCGUUGUGAAGGAAGUGGGGGAUGUGGAGGAGUAUUUGAAGCGGGAAGGGGGGGAUAAUGCGGAUGCGUUGAAGGGGUGUGAGAUUAUUCGCCAGGCGUUGGAGAGGAUGGAUAGGGAGGAAAGCACUGCUAGCGGUGAUGCAGUGGUGGAUGCAGAUGUGCCGAGUAAGAUGAUGGACACGGAAGAUGGGGAUAUCUUUGGUGGAUGUCUCGGUGAAGAUGGCAUUAUGGGCUUGUUGAUGAGGGAGGACGAGGUGCUUGGUGGGGAUCAGGAAGAUGUCUGA
Parastagonospora nodorum SN15 is the source of this 1170-nucleotide messenger RNA. RefSeq lists its product as hypothetical. The record is from RefSeq and is a predicted model, not a curated record. NCBI's taxonomy places the organism in Eukaryota, Fungi, Ascomycota, Dothideomycetes, Pleosporales, Phaeosphaeriaceae. Bases 1 to 1170 code for a protein of 389 amino acids. The transcript has a single exon.